AUGCGUGUCCGCCGCCGCUUCCCAACCCUUCAAUACGUCAUCGAUGCCGGAUUCAUGAAUCAAGACGAAUGCGAUUUCAUCGAAGGUGUGAACUGCAAACCCGGCCAAAAAUAUUGGGUACCAAUAAGUUGGGCUAACUCUCUAGCUCUUGAAGCCUUCCAAAAAGGAUAUAUCGACCAAUUGACCUCUUUUAAUAAUGUGAUCCUAGCCAUUAAAGAGUUCCGGGUAGCCAUGGAAGUCUUGAUAAAAUUUGAUCAGAUCCCAAUUCCGAUUGCCUAUCCGCAAGUGGUUUUUCUAGCCGUUCGGGUGUAUUUUUUGGUGUGUUUGGUUAGUCGACAAUUUUUGGAGAGCGAAUUCAAAUCGAAAACACAAAUGAGAUUUCCGAUUCCGAUUAUGACAAUACUAGAAUUGAUUUUUGUGUUAGGAUGGAUGAAAGUGGCUGAAGUUCUUCUAAAUCCUCUUGGCGAAGAUGACGAUGAUUUUGAAGUGAAUUGGAUUCUCGAUAAAAACAUCGCAACCGGUAUGGCUAUAGUUGAUGACACCCACGCCUAUCAUCCACCAAUAUCAUGUGACAAGUUCAGUGACCCGGAUUAUCUGCCAGUUUACUCGCAGCUCUCACAAGUUCCACGAACACUGACGGGCUCCGCAGCCAAAGUUGAGCUAACCAAUCCGGAUGAUGAGGUGAAAUUGAUGCAUUUGGAGCCGGAAGAGGCGCCCGACACGGAUGAUAGGAAGAGUUUAUUCGAAUUUUCGUUGAGGAAGCGGGCGUUUUCGCAGAGGAAAAUGUCGGAGACGCUGUCUUCUGGAGCGAGUCCGAAGGUUGAGCCGCGGUUUGCGAUGUCUUUGUCGACGGCGAAUUUCAGGCAGAGUGAGUUUCCCCGGGAGCUACAGUACCUCUUGCAGUCCGGUGGUUACAGUAUACCCAAGUCCACGCCUAACUGUGAGGGACCUCAAACUACGAAGCUACCGUAACCCUUGCAGUCUGAGAGUUAUAGUGACCCAGAAGCUACAGUACCCCUUGCAGUCCGAGAGCUAUCGCUGCUGAACCUCAUCUCAAACUACAAAGAGUACUGUAGUCUCAGGAUUUUCUAAACUACAAAGAUUACUGUAGUUUCAGGCUAUUCUAGCCUUGAUUCAUGGUAUUUCAAACUGAAAAGCUACAGUACCCCUUGUAGUCCGGUAACUCUGCGAGUACAGUACCCCUUGCAGUUCGGGAGCUAUAGUCUAGCUAGAACACCUCUAGACUACAAGAAGAACUGCAACUUAUCUCAAACUACAAAGACUACUGUAGUCACACGAUUUUCCAAACUACCGCAACACUUGCAGUCCGGGGUAACUCUGCGAGUACAGUAAUCUUUGCAGUUCGGGAGCUGAACACCUCUAGACUACAAGAAGAACUGCAACCUAUCUCAAACUACAAAACUACCGUACCCCUUGCAGUCCGGGGUAACUCUGCGAGUACAGUAAUCUUUGCAGUUCGGGAGCUACAGUACAGCCACAACACCUUUACUGUAGCUCACGAUUUUCCAAUCUACAACACUACCGUACCCCUUGCAGUCCGCUAACUCUGCGAGUACAGUAAUCUUUGUAUGUAGCGCGCCUCACCUCAAACUACAAAGACUACUGUAACUUUUGCAGUCUGAGAGAGAUAUGUACAGUAUACCUUGUAGUCCGGAAAAAAAUUUUGCAGUGCGCAACAAAAUCGCAGCUCAACCCGACCGUCCGACUCUCGAAACGCUCAACGAAGAAGUGGAAUUCAAAAAAAAACGGGUACACAGUACGGAUUCGGACACUUCAAGUCAAAUAUGA
Messenger RNA from Caenorhabditis angaria, 1809 nucleotides. The record is from the annotation of a GenBank genome assembly. NCBI's taxonomy places the organism in Eukaryota, Metazoa, Nematoda, Chromadorea, Rhabditida, Rhabditidae.